GCCCUUUUACGACACUGCCGCGGCCGCCGCUGCGUGCGCGCCCUGUGCCCCCACCUCCACACUCCGCCCCGGCCGCCAUUGCCUCGUGCCCGCGCUAGUCGGUUGGUGGCGCCUUUGUCCUACGGCGGGCAGGUGGGCCGAGGCCGAGGUGGCAGCGGCUGGCCUGAGGCGCAGGAGCGGCGGGGAGGCGGCCGCGCUGGUAGCGAUAUUAAUAAGGCAGCGGAAAGAAGAAAUAUGAAUACGGCUCCAUCCAGACCCAGCCCAACACGAAGGGAUCCCUAUAGCUUUGGAGAUAGUAGAGAUACAAGGCGUGAUCGCUCUCCAAUUCGAGGAAGUCCAAGGAGAGACCCCAGGGAUGGCAGAAAUGGCCGGGAUGCCCGGGAUAGCAGAGACAUUCGAGACCCUCGGGAGUUGCGGGACCGCAGAGACAGCAGGGAUAUUCGGGAUCACAGAGACAGAAGUGUACGUGAAGCCCGGGACCUGAGGGAUUUUCGGGACUUUCGUGAUCUAAGAGACUCUAGAGAUUUUCGAGAUCAUCGAGACCCCGUGUAUGACAGAUACAGAGAUAUAAGAGACUCCAGAGACCCUUUGUACAGGAGAGAAGGCUCUUACGACCGGUAUCUGAGGGUGGAUGACUAUUGCCGGAGAAAGGAUGACUCUUACUUUGACCGGUACAGAGACAGCUUUGAUGGACGAGGCCCUCCUGGCCCAGAGAGUCAGUCUCGUGCAAAAGAGCGUUUGAAACGGGAGGAACGACGUAGAGAGGAGCUUUAUCGUCGGUAUUUUGAGGAGAUCCAGCGGCGCUUUGACGCUGAAAGGCCUGUGGAUUGCUCUGUUAUUGUGGUCAACAAACAGACUAAAGAUUAUGCUGAGUCUGUGGGGAGGAAGGUACGAGACCUGGGCAUGGUUGUGGACCUGAUCUUCCUCAACACAGAGGUGUCCCUCUCCCAAGCGCUGGAGGACGUCAGCAGGGGAGGGUCUCCCUUUGCCAUUGUCAUCACCCAGCAGCACCAGAUUCACCGCUCCUGCACAGUCAACAUCAUGUUUGGAACUCCACAAGAGCAUCGCAACAUGCCCCAGGCAGAUGCCAUGGUGCUGGUGGCCAGAAAUUACGAGCGCUACAAGAAUGAGUGUCGAGAAAAGGAACGUGAGGAGAUUGCCCGACAGGCAGCCAAGAUGGCUAAUGACGCCAUCCUCCAGGAAAGAGAUCGUGGAGGCCCUGAAGAGGGAAGUCGUGGGGGCCACCCUCCAGCUAUCCAGAGCCUCAUCAACCUCCUGGCAGACAACAGAUACCUCACGGCUGAGGAGACGGACAAGAUCAUCAACUAUCUGCGCGAGCGGAAGGAGCGGCUCCUGAGGAGCAGCGCCGACUCUCUGCCUGGCCCGAUUUCCCGCCAGCCACUCGGGGCGGCCUCGGGUUCCUCGCUGAAGACACAACCAAGUUCCCAACCGCUUCAGAGUGGCCAAGUGCUCCCCUCUGCUACACCCACUCCAGCCGCACCCCCCACCUCCCAGCAAGAGCUUCAGGCCAAAAUCCUCAGCCUCUUCAAUAGUGGUGCAGUUGCGGCCAACAGCAGCUCUGCAUCCCCCUCAGUGGCCACCGGAAGCUCCCAGAACCAGAAUUUUUCCACAGCAGCAAACAGCCAGCCUCAGCAAAGACCACAGGCCUCAGGGAGUCAGCCUCCAAAUAUUGUGGGACAGGCAGGGUCUGCUCGCAACAUGGGCCCUAGGCCUGGGGCUCCUUCCCAAGGGCUCUUUGGUCAGCCUUCCAGUCGCCUGGCACCUGCCAGCAACAUGGCUAGCCAGAGGCCUGUAUCUUCCACAGGUAUUAACUUUGACAAUCCAAGUGUACAGAAGGCUCUGGAUACCCUGAUUCAGAGUGGCCCUGCCCUUUCCCACCUGGUUAGCCAAACUGCAGCACAGGUGGGGCGGCCCCAGGCCCCCAUGGGAUCUUACCAGAGGCAUUACUGAGGCUAUACACUGGUCCACUGUUCCUAGUCCCCCUUUCCCUGGCCCCUCCCACUUCAUCCUAAGUAGAGUUGUUUGGAAGUGUUCAUCGCACUUUCCAGGUCAACAUCAAAUAUCCUAAGUUUCUCUCACCACUCUUUCCUGCGGCUGUUGCUUAUCACUUAACAGAAUCAGAACUUAGACUGCAUUCAGGGCUGGAUCUUUUGUUUGGAUAGAAGAUAAGUAUUCUGGGAUCUGGGCUCAGCCUCUGUCUGGGAUUGCUCUGGCACCUGCCUGGCAGAUUUGGAGGAAAAAAGGAAGAAGCCAAGCUCAGCUGCUCCAGUUGGGAACACCAUUUCUGGAGUCAGUGGUCACAGCCUUAGUUUUCACCUCCACAUCAGCCAGAGUUGGGUCCUGCCUGGCUCACAGUGAAGCCAGGUGGUCUUGGCAGACAGUGUCAUCAUUGUUCCAUCAGAGAAUGGGACACCAAGGACUCGAGUGAUUUCUCUGGACUGUCAAAAGUACCACGUGGCAGCCAGAGAAGAGGGGACUCUUGUGCCUGUGUCAGAGUGGUCCCCUGAAGUAGGUUUCGUUUCAUAGUUUUCCAUUUUCUUGGAGGGUCUCCAGACAACUGAGCAGCUCUCUCAGCACUUUGACAUGAACUGUGACUCUGGGACCCACUGCUCUCCACAGCAUUAGCUGCACCUUUCAGCUGCACCUCUUGCAGUCGGCACUGGGGCAGCUCCAGGCCCUGGAGCUGGACACCCGUGUUUCAGUGAUUUCUUUUGAGCCCCAGGCUUUUCUUUUCAUCUAGACUCUUGUGGUGUUUUCUGAUGAGCAGGAGACGGGGACCAUUUGAUGUUAGACUGUGGUAGUUGGAUAUGUCUUCAUACAGAAUCGCGUUCGUAACUUUUGAGACAGGGUGAUAUUAGAGAAGGGUUCUGGCUGCUACCCUGAAUGGAGCCAAAGGAGGCAGCAAAGGGUUUUCCCUUGGGAAAGACUGCUCAUUAGAUGAAGUGAAGGUCCAGUCUGGGGGAGGGUCAGGCCUGGCUGGGCAGCAAGAGUACUAACUCCAGUUGAGUCCCUGCCAGAGGCCGAGCAAACCAGUUUCAGAAGCCAAGCCCCAAAUGGCAGCAGUUUAUGUUCUGAUCUGUUUGUGUUAUAUGGUGGGCUCCCCCCCCCCUUGGAACUCUUGUGUUGUUGAUAAAAUGAAACAAUUACUUUUUAAUUAAAAUGAAAAAGCCAAA
This is a messenger RNA of Mastomys coucha (southern multimammate mouse), 3194 nucleotides long. RefSeq names its product nuclear receptor coactivator 5 (gene Ncoa5). The transcript has 8 exons. Bases 235 to 1971 code for a protein of 578 amino acids. Gene Ontology annotation, biological process: regulation of signal transduction. Gene Ontology annotation, cellular component: nucleoplasm. NCBI's taxonomy places the organism in Eukaryota, Metazoa, Chordata, Mammalia, Rodentia, Muridae. The record is from RefSeq and is a predicted model, not a curated record.